Messenger RNA from Saccharomyces paradoxus, 894 nucleotides. Its product is annotated as glucose-6-phosphate 1-epimerase. The record is from RefSeq and is a predicted model, not a curated record. Gene Ontology annotation, molecular function: isomerase activity; carbohydrate binding. Gene Ontology annotation, biological process: carbohydrate metabolic process. The transcript has a single exon. NCBI's taxonomy places the organism in Eukaryota, Fungi, Ascomycota, Saccharomycetes, Saccharomycetales, Saccharomycetaceae. Bases 1 to 894 code for a protein of 297 amino acids.
AUGCCUAUCAAAGAAACCGAUAAAGAAGUUAUUUUAACUCAUCCAGCUGAUGACACAACUAGCGUUCGUAUCCUAAAGUACGGUGCAACAGUUUAUUCCUGGAAGUUGAAAUCAGAAGAACAGCUGUGGUUAUCUACAGCUGCUAAACUGGAUGGUAGUAAACCUGUGAGAGGUGGUAUACCUUUGGUAUUUCCUGUGUUCGGGAAGAAUAGCACUGAUGAAUAUUUGAGUAAGUUACCCCAACAUGGUCUUGCAAGAAAUUCUACUUGGGAGUUUUUAGGCCAAACUAAGGAAAAUCCACCGACCGUGCAGUUUGGUUUGAAACCAGAAAUCGCUAACCCAGAAUUGACUAAGUUGUGGCCAAUGGAUUUUCUUUUGAUUUUAACUAUCGAGUUGGGCUCCGAUCAUUUGAAAACAGCCAUAGAAGUAGAAAACACAUCUAGUUCCAAGGAAUUGAAAUUCAAUUGGUUGUUUCAUACAUAUUUCCGCAUCGAGGAUAUUGAAGGAACAAUGGUCUCUAAUUUAGCUGGUAUGAAACUUUACGACCAAUUAUUGAAGGAAUCUUAUGUUGAUAAGCACCCAGUGGUGACUUUCAAUCAAGAAACUGAUGUAAUUUAUCAAAAUGUCAGCGCCGAACGUGCCAUUCAAAUCGUUGACAAGGGCGUUCAAAUUCAUACUUUAAAGAGAUACAACCUGCCAGAUACUGUUGUUUGGAAUCCAUGGAUUGAGAAGUCUCAGGGGAUGGCUGAUUUCGAACCAAAAACUGGUUACCAACAAAUGAUAUGUAUUGAACCUGGUCAUGUUCAUGAUUUUAUUACCCUGGCUCCUGGUAAAAAAUGGAAUGCUUAUCAAUUACUUUGUAAAGAAGAAUUGAAAUACCAAGCCAUUCAAUAA